GCGGGAGGUAGCGGUUCUUCGGGAGCGGGAUGGAGGCGGGAGCGGCGGCACGGCACCCGGUGGGUGCGCGUUCGCUGAGCAGAGCCCUGGCCGCCCCCCGCCCUCAGGAGCGCCCCGGGUGCCCCCCGGCCCCCGGCGGCGGUUCGAAGGCCGAGGCGCGGGUGCUGGUCAUCAACACGGGGGGCACCAUCGGCAUGGUGCAGGACGACAAGGGGCUUGCUCCCGAGGCAAAUAAAUUAGUAAGCAGUUUGAAAACAAUGCCAAUGCUGCAUGAUGAGGCAUAUGCCCAGGAAACAAAACUGAACAGCUUCCAUGAAUUUCCAGAAAACACACUGGUGCUCCCUGUCUCUAAGCAAAACAAAAGGAUUUUUUACACAAUCCUGGAGCUCUCACCGCUGCUUGAUUCUUCCAACAUGACUCCAGAGGACUGGGCCAAAAUUGCAAGGAAACUUGAGGAGCACUACGAAAAGUAUGAUGGUUUUGUGAUCCUUCACGGCACUGAUACCAUGGCCUAUACAGCUUCAGCCUUAUCCUUCAUGUGUGAGAAUCUGGGUAAAACUGUUGUUCUGACAGGAUCUCAGGUGCCCAUAUACGAGCUGCAGAAUGACGGCCGAGCCAACCUUCUGGGCGCACUGCUGUUCGCUGGGCAGUUUGUGAUUCCUGAGGUGUGCCUGUAUUUUUAUAAUAAACUGUACAGGGGAAAUAGGGUGACUAAGGUGGAUGCUGCGAGUUUCAAUGCCUUUUCCUCACCUAACCUGCCUCCACUUGCAAAUGCUGAGGUUGAUAUUACAAUAAAUUGGGAAACAGUGUGGAGAGCCAAUACCAAAAAGAAAUUUCGAGUUCACACCAAUAUGAACAGGAAUGUUGGGCUUCUGCGAAUCUUCCCAGGAAUCACUGCUGCUGUUGUAAAAGCGUUUCUUCAGCCUCCAAUUGAGGGAAUUGUACUUGAAGCUUAUGGUAGUGGCAAUGCCCCAAACAAUAGAGAAGACUUGCUGGAAGAACUGAAGAAAGCCGCUGAACGGAAAGUAGUGAUUCUAAACUGUACCCAGUGCUUACGAGGGUCUGUCAAAACAGUCUAUGCAACAGGGCAGACUCUCGCUGAUGUUGGCGUAAUUCCUGGAGGUGAUAUGACGCCAGAGGCAGCCCUAACUAAACUGUCAUACACGCUCAGCAAGAGUAAGCUUAGCUGGGAGGAGAAGAGGCAGAUGCUGAGUGAGAAUCUAAGAGGAGAAAUGACUGUUGUACCCACAGGAGCCAAGAUCUCUCUGAGAGAUAGCAAGUUUAUUCAAGUGAUUGCCAAAUCUCUGAGUAUCAGCAGCAAGGAGGAGUUAGAAGCCAUAAGAGAUGCAUUAAUUCCACCUUUGGCUUGUGCUGCAGCUAAACUGGGUGACAUUGAUGCACUAAGAGCCAUAGCAGAAAUGGGUGGAAACCUGAGCUGUGGAGACUAUGAUGGCCGAACUCCACUUCAUAUUGCAGCCUCUGAAGGGCAUUUACCAUUAGUUGAGUAUUUGUUGACAUCUGGUGCAACUGUUUAUGCUAGAGACAGAUACGGAUCUACCCCGCUGAUGAAUGCGAUCAAGUUCAGGCACAUACAAGUGAUUAAUUUGUUAAGAGAAACGGGAGCGCACCUUUCAAGCCAGGACUUGGAGAACAUUGGAACAAUACUCUGCAGCCUUACAGCUAAAGGCGAUGUGGAUGGGCUGUAUGCCUGGUACCUAGCUGGUGCAGACCUGAAGCAAACUGGUUAUGAUGGCAGGAAUCCCCUACAAGUAGCAGAGUCUACAGGACAUAAGGAGGUUCUUGACUUCUUAAGACAAAAACAGUAAAGAAGAGGCUUUAGAAGAUGGUCACCCUCUUCAGAAAUACCAGCUUUGGACAUUAAUGCUGUUAAAUGGUUAUGGGAGGAAAACAGGAAAGGAACAGUGGAAGCUGUGCUUCAAGCACACAGGAAAACUAUAGAGCUUAGAAAUAGCCUUUAUUUAGGGUCACAUUAAGUUCUUACUGAUUUUCUAAAAAUUAUUUGCUGCUUUAUCUUUUAAUCACUUUUCCUGAAAAGAAAUGUUUUUAAAACAAGUGAGCCUGGGUAUUGCAUUUAUGUACAAGUUCUGGUUUUAAAGAGGCCUUUUGAAUCUUCUUAUGUUAAAUCAGUGAGGACAGUAUUGCAUGCUCAGCAAACAGAAAUGCUGUGGUAAACACAUACAAAUUAAAAACAGUGGAUCGUGCAUUUCUGGAUUUCAGCUAAUAAAAUCUCUGAGGAACAA
This is a messenger RNA of Pezoporus occidentalis (night parrot), 2261 nucleotides long. RefSeq names its product asparaginase (gene ASPG). The transcript has 16 exons. The record is from RefSeq and is a predicted model, not a curated record. Bases 30 to 1826 code for a protein of 598 amino acids. Gene Ontology annotation, molecular function: protein binding; asparaginase activity. Lineage: Eukaryota; Metazoa; Chordata; Aves; Psittaciformes; Psittacidae. Gene Ontology annotation, biological process: amino acid metabolic process.